This is a messenger RNA of Cooperia oncophora, 318 nucleotides long. The record is from the annotation of a GenBank genome assembly. Lineage: Eukaryota; Metazoa; Nematoda; Chromadorea; Rhabditida; Trichostrongylidae.
AUGGAAGCGAAGAGUGCUGCCUCUGAAUCAUUCAAUCCUUUGAACGACAAAACCGUAAAGGCAUAUGCUAGUGAAGUGCGAAAAAUGAUUGAGUCAGCGGAUAUCAUAAUCCAGGUUUUGGACGCUCGUGACCCGCUUGGAAGUCGAAGCAGUUCUGUUGAGCAACAAGUUAUCAGCAGUGGUAAACGUCUUGUUCUUCUUCUAAAUAAGAUCGACCUUGUUCCGAGGGAAAAUGUUACAAAGUGGCUUACGUACUUGCGGGCCCAAAUGCCGACAAUUGCAUUUAAAGCUAGCACUCAAGAACAGAACACCAACAUC